AGAGUCGAGGAAGCUGCAUUGUGGCCACUGCUAGCUCCCUCCAGACAUCAGCGUUGCAAAGUAUAUACAGCCACCAGCACAGCCUCGGGACUCUGCUUUUGUCACCUUCUGGUUUGCCUUUCACUGGCGAGCAAAGUGUGGCUGUUGUCUCCCGGUUGCAGAUGAGAAGACUCAUUUGGGGCGGGGGGAGGAGAGGGGAGCUGGAGAACUGACCCUGUGAGCACCAGGUCCUCUGCGAGAGCUGCACCGAAAAGAGGGAGAUCUCUUAGGAAACAUGGAGCUGCUGUGCUGCGAGGUGGAUCACAUGAGGAGGGCUCUCCCUGACCCCAACUUGCUCUACGACGACCGCGUUUUGCACAAUCUACUCACCGUGGAGGAGAGGUAUCUGCCCCAGUGCUCCUACUUCAAGUGCGUGCAGAAGGACAUCCAGCCCUUCAUGCGGAGGAUGGUGGCCACUUGGAUGCUGGAGGUCUGUGAAGAGCAGAAGUGUGAAGAAGAGGUUUUCCCCCUGGCCAUGAAUUACUUGGACCGAUUUUUAGCUGUGGUGCCCACCAGAAAGUGCCAUCUGCAGCUGCUGGGGGCCGUCUGCAUGUUCCUGGCCUCCAAGCUGAAAGAAACCAUCCCCCUCACUGCGGAGAAGCUUUGCAUAUACACGGACAAUUCCAUCAAGCCCCAGGAGCUGCUGGAAUGGGAGCUGGUGGUGUUGGGCAAGUUGAAGUGGAACAUUGCAGCAGUGACUCCACAUGAUUUCAUUGAACAUAUUCUAAGGAAGCUGCCUCUACCUAAAGACAAGUUGCUUUUGAUCCGGAAACAUGCACAAACAUUUAUUGCCCUUUGUGCUACAGAUUUUAACUUUGCCAUGUAUCCACCAUCAAUGAUAGCAACUGGAAGUGUGGGAGCAGCCAUUUGUGGCCUUCAGCUUGAUGAUGGGGAACGUUCUCUCUUUGGUGACAGUCUAACAGAACUCCUGGCCAAGAUCACAAACACAGAUGUGGACUGCCUUAAAGCUUGUCAAGAACAAAUCGAGUCAGUGCUAGUAAGCAACCUUAGGCAAGUCCGGCAGCAGCAACAGCAAAGCAAUCCCUCUAAGACAGUGGAUGAACUGGACCAGGCCAGCACUCCUACAGAUGUGAGAGACAUCAACCUUGGAGAAACAAGAUACAACAAAGACAAGAUACUUCAAGGUCAGGGUAUUGAUGAACCCCUUUCUGCGACUGGUUUCAGACAAGCAGAUGCUGCUGGUAUGUUUCUCAGUAACAUGAAGUUCACUCAUGUCUUCUCAAGUGAUCUUCUUCGGGCAAAGCAGACUGCAGCUGCAAUUACAGGAAAGAAUAAGUUUUGCAAAGAUAUUUUAAUAAAGUAUGAUGCAAGGCUUCGAGAGCGGAAAUAUGGUGUUGCAGAAGGCAAGCCUCUGAGUGACCUAAAGGCAAUGGCGAAAGCUGCUAGACAGCAGUGUCCUUCAUUCACACCCUCUGGGGGAGAAACAUUAGAUGAAGUGAGAGCACGUGCAAAAGAUUUUUUUGAAUUUCUGUGCCAACUCACUCUUGAAGAAAGUCAGAAGGAAGUUGUCCUGGAUACAGCAGGCAAUGGCUUGGAAACAUUAGAAGAAAAAUCAGUUUUCCCUUGGACAAACCAUUACAAUGGACCUGAAUUUAACUCUGAUAAUGACAAAGCUACUAAAAUGUUAGAUGUCAAUAUACUGGUAGUGAGUCAUGGGGCAUACAUGAGAAACUGGAUUCAUUAUUUUGUUUCAGAGCUUGAGUGCACUUUACCAACAACUUUAACAAAGUCGCAGCUGUCUUCUGUGAGUCCUAAUACUGGAGUCAGCCACUUCAUCAUAAAACUUGGAAAUGGAAAUAUUAAACCUGAAAUCAGUUGUGUUUGUCUUAAUCAAGAUGUACAUCUAGUAAAUGUGGAUAGUGGAAAUGUGUAGCUCAAACAUGUCAGCAAUAUUCAGUGUGUUAUAUAGCAUUUUAAUGUUUUAAAUUAAUUAAAUUUAAAUUGAUUUAAAGCAGUCUUUAAAACACAGGUGGAUUUUAAUCAACUUCAUAUUGUACUUGAUAAACUGGCCUUAUUAGUUAAUUGUGUUGACUUGAAUUAUGUUACCGGCACUGUAUUAUGAGUCUAAAGAACUACAGUUAUCUGCUGUCUUCAUAAUAUAUACAAUAUAUGUUGCUGUAGUGGCUGAUAAUAAAAGCCAGCAUGUAAAAAUAGCAAUCACUCUUUAUGAGCAUAAAUUUGAUGACAUUACUGUUCAGAUGCUUAGAUAGUUAUUUUUACAGUGCAUAGUUUUCAGUAUCUUCUUACCAUAAAAGGGUUGCAGAUAUUGUCAGUUACUUAAAAAUAUACUGUCAAAAAUUAUUUAUUUUCUCUUUCAACGGCUUCAUCAAAAAACUUGGAAAUGGAAAUAUAAACUUCAAAUCAACAGUGUGUGUCUGAAUCAAGAUGCAUAUCUAAUAGAUGAGAGUAGUAAAAAGUGUAGCUCAAAUGUCAGCAAUAUUAAAUGUAUUACAUAGCAUUUUUAAUGGUUUACAUUAUUGAAAUAUUAAAUGUAAUAUGUUCUGUAGGUAAUUGUUUUAAAUUUGCAUCAACCUCUUGUUUUAAUGACUUGGUAUAAGAAAAGGGAUUAGCUGGUGGGCAGAGCAUGCUCGGGGCUGCUUUCCUGGUUCUGCCACUAACUAGACCCUCAGCCAGGUCUUUUUUCCAUCUGUAAAAUAGAGGGAUGAUACAUACCUACCUCAGAGGGUUGCUGUGGGGAAUGAGGUUAGUAAAGCAUUCUUGAUCUGAUGCUAAUAACAUUGAACAAAGUAUUUAUUUAUAACGGUAAGCAGAGGAACACUUAAAUUGCAUGUAGCCAAAAUUUAAAGCCUUUUUCCUGAUAAGACAUCUGUCAGUGGGAAUGUUAGGAUUGCAUUACUUUGCAGAGUUCAGGAAAUGUAGUUGCUCAAAUGUUGCUCAUAUUUUCUAGCUAUAUAAUAUAUUCCUGCAUCACUGCAGUCUUUGUAUUAUUUGUGUAUAUGUUCAGAUAUGACUUCUGUUAUUUAUGGUCUCCAUAUGUUGAAGUAACUCUCAUUUGCGUAUUCUAAGUCCAAAUAAAAUUAUUAAAGUUUCAUGC
Messenger RNA from Alligator sinensis (Chinese alligator), 3115 nucleotides. It is a transcript of the gene CCND2, whose product is annotated as cyclin D2. Gene Ontology annotation, cellular component: cytosol. Bases 275 to 1933 code for a protein of 552 amino acids. Gene Ontology annotation, molecular function: fructose-2,6-bisphosphate 2-phosphatase activity. NCBI's taxonomy places the organism in Eukaryota, Metazoa, Chordata, Crocodylia, Alligatoridae. The record is from RefSeq and is a predicted model, not a curated record. Gene Ontology annotation, biological process: fructose 1,6-bisphosphate metabolic process; negative regulation of glycolytic process; positive regulation of DNA repair. The transcript is spliced from 11 exons.